UGUUUGCAUGGUGAAAAAAGAGAAAACAGAAGUCAACGAAGGCUUCAUUAUGGACAAAUAAAGAAGUGGUCGUCCAGGAUGAGUUUAAAGACCCCGGAAAGGAGAUGGGAUUUGUUUUGGAGAUCGUGCGUGAUGCCAAACUUGUUGGGGUGCCUUCAGGGUUGAGCAAGUUGGUUGAGGAAGGAGAAGGAGUUUUCUGGUCCACUCUUUGGAGCUCUUUCUCCCUUCCCCGUGCAUGGAAGUUGAGGGGAGUUGGAGCUGGGCAAGGAGAAGACAUGCUGAAAGGUCAGGAGGCAACUUUCUCUCGCCUGAGCUAAAGCAGGACUUGACGCUCUUUACGCGCGUGUAUUUCUUCUUUUUUGCGCUUGCGUCGUUUUCUCUCUCCACUUCUGGAAAGCAGAGCGUGGUUAAAUGGGGGCAUUGCGGUAGGCUGUAAGUAACCACGAAGAAAGAAGAAAGCUGUGGACUAUUUAUCAAUGAACUACAAAAAGGGAGGGAGAUAAAUAAAUAAAAUUAAAAAAAAACACUACCCAAAAAGAGGGAGGACAGGCUGAGGAGCGCAAUGGCAGGGAGGGAGACGCAGAGCAAGGCGUCUGUUUACCGCUCUGUCUCCUUCAGAAAGCUGGAGAGCUGGAACGUAAAUAAAAGUGGAGUCGAGGACCAGCAACACCACAAAUCAGAGGAUUUAGAAAGCGCAGCCCUCCCCCCUCAGGCAGCCGAGACAGCAGGCGAAAAAGCACAGCCCUCGGACACGCCGAGUGUUGCUGUGGCAAGAAAAGUUUCCAAAAUCUCAGCAGCCAGCCUCUCAACCGCAGAGCUAAAGACAGGCUCCGCUCUCACGGCUGCACCCUCAGUCCGCCUGCUCUCUGAGAAGUUCAGUGCUGGGAGCUCAGCAGCAGGCAAGUCCGCAGCCAGGGUUAGGACAGAUGAUUCCCCUUCGCAGGACCCUAAAUGUUUACCUGAUCAGAGCAGAGACCCUGUAGAUCUUCCCCCAGCUGACCAGCCAGCCAAGGAUCAUAAAUAUCACUCGGCCCAGGAGUCAGUGUCUGGCUCCGAUUCAGACAGAGGUCCGAGACGGAGGGUCCGAAAGACAGAAGGUAAGAGAGGCUCUUCUGAAAUCUCUGCUAGCUCUGCCAACUUUCACACCUUGAAUUCAGAAGAUGAUGUUUUUGUCUUAGGGGCUCCGGCGUACAAGUCUCAUCGCAGCUAUCGCUCUUCGUAUGGUGAGACCGUUCUCGUUGACUCGAACUGGCCGAGCGUUACCAAAAUUAGAGAGCUGUUUGGGGACAGACACAGAAAGCAGCACAGGUCGACGUCGGACGCAGACGACUUAAAGUCGGCUGGCCAUCACCUCCAUUCCUUCGACGGCAGCACCUCUUCAGACAGAAGCGGCAGACAGUCGCCGCUGCCAAGAGGAGCCUGGCAGGAUGCGAACAGCUCCGAUUAUGGGGCUGGCAGACUGUCUGUGGACUUACUAAGCUGUAAGGAGAAAACAUGUCAGGGUAUGGACUCUACUUUUAGCACUGAAAAGUACUCUCGUGAUGAUCUUUGCUGUGUGAAGGAAAGAAAGAAGUCGUCAGAUAAAAGCGGAUUGGAGAGCCACAGAAGUGGCAGAAAGGGAGCCGAGAGCUGGCCAGGAAGAGUGGACGGUGACCUCAAGCCCUCUCCCCCAACCCCCCCACCUCGCAGUAGCUCAGUCGCCUUGCCUCUCAGGUCCCGCUCGUGUGCUUACCGCGAGCAGCUGCAGGAGCAGAGGCAGAGGGCAAAGCAGCCGCAGCCACCAGAUAGUUUGCAUUCCUCACAUAGCUCCUCAAAACCACACAAGGGCCUCUCCGUGGAAGUGGAACCGUCCAGCACUCACGGGAGAGUGAGCUCCGGAGAGGAGGAGGAGGAGGAGGAGGAGGAGGACGAGUCUGGAGGACAGUCAGGUAGAAACACACUCUCUUUCUUUGGCAGCAGUGGAGGAACUGGCACAUACUUCUCCCGGAACAACAAGCAUGGCGCUUUGGCAAAGCCACUGCGAAGGUCUUCGGGUAGUGAGGAAGAUAGUCCUGUAGGUUUAGCUCAUCACAGCAGGGACGUCAGACGUCGUUCUUUGAGGAAAAAGAAGAAAAGCAGUUGCAGUAGAGAUAAUGGAGAGUCAGAUGAUAGCGACGACCAGCCUUUGAUGAUGGAGCAUCUAGAGCGCCACCAGCAGUCCUGCGAUUCACAGAUGGAGGGCCGCAGACUUGAGGGUUUCCGGUCUAGGGCCUGUUUUGGUGGACAAACGUGGGAGCGAGGGCACCCAGCUCAGGGUUCCUCUGUAGUUCAGGACAGUUACAGGCGCCUGUAUAAAGCAUCUGAGGGACAAGUUGGUGCUAGUCACAUCCCACUCGUCUCACGGGUGUCCAAGGUAACCAUCCCCUCAUUUCUUCUAAGUCCCUUGGGGUCACGGAGUAGCAGCAGAUAUUCCAGUACUGAGACCCUGAAGGAAGAGGAUCAGCCACCUAGUGUUUCCAGUGCCUCAUCCUCUGUUCUAAGCAAAACAUAUCAUGGCAAUGCCACUAUGUACCGCUCACCUAGUUUUGGCCAUGGAGACAACUUUUCUCGCUCCCCUGUCCAUGUUCGACCCAGGCUGGUGCCUGGCUUAAGUCCAGGGGAUCGUGUCCCUGGUGUCUCAGAAAAUAGGCUGUACCGCCGUUCUGUCAUAAAUGAAAAGGAGCAAGAUAGAAUAUCAAUGUCGAAUCCUGACAUUGCUUCAGAAACUCUAUCACUGCUUAGCUACCUGAAAACUGAUUUGUCAGAGCUUAGGAUGAAGAGGAGAGGACGAGAUGGUGAAGAAGGGCUCAACUCCAGCUUUCAGGGUGGUCAAGGAACGUCAACUGUGUACAGAAUGGGCUCCAGAACCACUGGGAUGAAUGCUAGAAGGCCCUCACUGAAAGAUCUCACUGCCACUUUGAGAAGGGCCAAAUCAUUCACUUACUCAGAGAAGCCACUAGGGCGGUGCUAUUCUGGGAGUGGGUCAGCUAUGAGGAGUUCCUCUGAGCAGAGACUGGAUUGUGAAGGGGAUGGAGAACGAGUAGUGGUCUCUGACAGGGAGGUGGAGAGUGAUGAUUGCAGAGGUGGCUAUGGCUAUGAUGAGCCCAUGCCGACCCCUCUACAAGACCGCUAUGUUCAAGAAGCAAGACAGGUUAUAAGGGACAUUUGCAAGAUGAGUGCUAGCAAGGAUGAGGAUGAUGAAGAUGAAGGUUUCAAAGGAAAAGAGAGUUUUGUCCUGGAGGAAGAUGGCAAAGAAACAGAAAAAAUAAAGCAACAGGAGAAGAUUGAUGGCCAAAGUGUAGUCACUCAGUACAAAGAACAGUCUGACAGAGAAAGUGAAGAAUGCUUACAGAUGGGAAACUCUGAGGAGAAUGUGUUCUAUGAUAAGUCACUGGACGAGCUCUCUGGACAUGAGUCCAGUCUGACAGAUGAAGGAAUAGUAACAGAGCCGGAGGCUGGAGGGCCGUCCUCUAGCACAGACCUGCUCGGCCAGACGCUCACUGUUUGGAAUCAGUCUGGACUGUAUGAGGAACAGUUGGCUGACAUGACACUGGAGAAGUCUCUCUCUGUUCCAGCCCCAUCUGUGCGGACAGAAUAUGAGGCAGUAGCCAUUGGAGGAGACAUAAACAUCAGUAAAAACGUCAGUCAGGCAGCUAUAGAGGCUCCUCCGACUCCCAGUGCUCUUAGAAGGCGGAGAAAAUUCUCUUCAGCCGGCAACAAUGGCUCGGACUCCAGCAAUGGAAGUAAUGGGGAAUCAAAUGGUGAGUCUGCUUACCGCUCUCUCAGUGAUCCCAUGCCUCGCCGUCGCUCGGUCACGGAGGAUGCUAGUAAUGGCUUCUCUGUGGACAGCAACUUGCUCGGCUCACUCUCUAUAAACGCCAAGGUGGGGGUUGGUGUGAACUCCUCCGCAGCAGAUCUGUCUGAGUGCACUGGCAGUGCAGCCAGUGACCUUUCUGUGUGUAGCGACAGUCUGAGGGAUUACAGCACUGUGAUCCAGAGCAUCAUGCACGAACCUGGUGCUAUGGACAAAUUAAUCGAUGAGAAGGCAAACGGAAAAGCAGUGAAGAAGAAAAGCUUCAGUGACCCCAGCAGACGGGGAGAACUAGCCGCUCCAACCGCUGAAGUCCAGAAACACCCGAACGAACCUAUUAACGAGACAGAGCAAUCCAUCCCACCUUCCAGCAGUGAGCCGAUCCUCUCGGAGCAGCGAGAUGAGCUAUGGGAGUUGAACAGUGAACAACGACAGGCUUAUACUGGCAGAAGAUCUCGAUCCCAAUCAGAACAUGUUCUGCCCUCUCAUCUCGACCGCAACGGCGAUGCUAAAGUGGACAGCGAGGAGUCCAGUUUCACCUUCGACCCAAAGCUGGCCCAGGUGUUGUCACCAUGCAUAAGUCGCAGCAGCUACAAGAAGCGUACUCACCGGGUCACACAUCAGCAGUCCUGCGAUGAUGGGGAUCAGCUAGAGGAGCAGCAUGAGGACCAGGCCCUUGAAGAUCAGGAUGACUCCGCAUCCAUCCUGCCUCAACUCCCACCUAAAAUCAGGCCCAAACAUGUGCGCCAUGCUAGCGAACCGGCCACCUUUGUACCUAUUGUGCCCUCCAAUGCGAUCCAAGACCGACAAGGUAGCACUUUUAAAGCUCCUGAACCUUCAAGGCCUUCAAAACACAGCCAAGGGGAGGGAACCCCUUCCCUUGAGGAUGUGACGGAGCAGUAUAUCCUGGCAUUGAACCCACCUGAAGGGGCUUCGGAUGCCCCUGCGUCUGCUGAAGAAGCUGCGGCAGAGGGUACCAGAUCCGUACCUGCAACUCCAACCUCAAACGAUGAACCUAAACUUCAGAGGAAGUCCAGCGUAGAGCUGACCCCAGCCCCACUUAAAGCCAAGCCUCGAGUGACCCAGGGAGCGUGCCGCAUGCUGCAGAUGGUGCGGACCCUCGCCCAGUUCACCAUUGCCUUGGAGGAGAUGCAGGAGAACGGAGAGAGUGGUGGAGAUGAUGGAGGUGGUGGAGGGGGCGGGGCAGCCGGGGAAGAACCUGUGGACAGGCCAGCAUCCGAGUCUAAUGGAAACGGGGGAGUUAAUGGGAACCCCCAGACCAGCGCUGAGGAUAUGAGAAGACAUGUGAUUAUGACUCUGCUGGACACUGAACAGUCUUAUGUGGACUCAUUACGGACACUGAUCCAGGGCUACAUGAAGCCUCUGAAGCAGCCAGAAAAUUCUCCCAUGUGUGACCCGUCUCUGGUGGAUGAGAUGUUCUAUCAGAUCCCUGAAAUCCUGGAACAUCAUGAACUCUUUCUGGAGCAGGUUCUCACCUGCGUCAACAACUGGCAUGACCGCCAGACCGUCGGACAGCUGCUCGUCCAGUCUUUCUCCAAAGAGGUCCUGGCCAGUAUUUACUCCGCCUACAUCGACAACUUCCUGAACGCCAAAGACGCAGUGAGGAUCGCCAAGGAGGCCAAACCCGCUUUCAUGAAGUUUCUAGAGCAAAGCAUGCGUGAGAAUAAGGAGAAGCAGGCUUUGGGGGAUUUGAUGAUCAAACCUGUCCAGCGCAUCCCGCGAUACGAGCUGCUGGUAAAAGACCUGCUGAAACACACUCCAGAAGACCACCCGGACCACCCGUUCCUGCUGGAUGCUCAGAAGAACAUAAAGCAGUUGGCUGAGAGGAUCAAUAAGGGCCGGCGGAAUGCGGAGGAGGUGGAGCGGGAGACGAGGGUCAUGCAGGAGAUUGAGGCACAUAUAGAGGGAGUGGAGCACAUCCUGAAUCCUCAGAGGAAGUUCCUCAGGCAGGAGAUGGUGAUGGAGGCGAAGUCAGUAGGAGGGAAGAAGGAUCGUUCUUUGUUUUUGUUUACUGAUCUGCUGAUCUGUACGACUCUGAAGAGGAAGUCCGGUUCGUUACGGAGGAGCUCCAUGAGUCUAUACACUGCUGCUAGUGUCAUUGACACCUCAAGUAAAUAUAAGUUUCUAUGGAAACUGCCUUUGGAGGAUAUAGAAUUAGUGAAAGGCUCUAAUCAGGCCACUAACAAGGACGCGAUCCAGAAAACGAUCAGCCGUCUGGAUGAGGACCUCAGUACACUUGGCCAAAUCAGCAAACUGUCAGAAACGCUCAGCUUUCCACACCAGAGUCUGGAUGACGUGAUAAAGGACCUGAUGGCGUCAGUUCACAGGGAGUUGGCUGAGAAACAGUCUCUGGCCUUCAGCAUGACCUUCCUGCCCACCAAGCUGGAGCUGACCACAGCGUCCGCUGAGAGCACCUUCGUCUUUGAGUUCAGCAGUCCAGACGCUCGCAGCAACUUCGAACAGGCCUUUGAGGAGGCCAAGAAGAAGCUGGCGAUGAAUAAGGACCAGUGGGACCCUGAGUUUCUGAAAGCCAUUCCCAUCAUGAAGACCCGCAGUGGGAUGCAGUUCUCCUGCGCCUCUCCCAGCCACAGCUGCCCGGAGAACACCUACGAGGUGUGGGUGUGUAACAGCGACGGUUAUGUAGGUCAGGUGUGUUUGCUGAAUAUUCGAGAUGAGCCCACAGUGGAGGCCUGCAUUGCCGUCUGCUCCGCACGCAUCAUCUGCAUCGCCGCUGUACCAGGACUCAAGAGCAGCCCCAGAGAGCGUGUGGAGUCCAGGCAUUCUGCCCCUGCCGCCCCUUCCGAACCGCCACCGACCCCCUCCAUCCAGCCUCAGCAGCCACAGCUCCACAUCUCCAUCUCAGGCUCUUCUUUGGAGCUCAGCGAGCCCCCCACAACCACCAUCCCGGAGCUGGUGCCAUUUGACAGCGACGAUACUGACGAUGAAGACUCCCCGAGUCCUUCAUCCACACUGCAGAGCCAAGCGUCGCACUCCACCAUCUCUUCCAGCUACGGCAAUGAUGAGACAGCAGGCUGUAAGGACAUGGCUACAGAGACCACGAGUUCGGAGGAGGAGCAGGAGUUUCCCGUGUCCAGCACGUUCGGAGCGCAGCGGCUGAGCGCCGAGAGCCCAAUGGAUGGGCGGGCAAUGCGACGCUCCAGCCGGGGGUCCUUCACCCGCGCCAGCCUUGAGGACCUGCUAAGCAUUGACCCCGAGGCCUACCAGAGCUCCGUCUGGCUCGGCACAGAGGACGGCUGCAUCCACGUGUACCAGUCUUCAGACAACAUCAGGAACAGGAAGAACAGUAUGAAGAUGCAGCAUGCGGCCUCCAUCCUCUGCAUCCUGUAUCUUGACAACAAGGUGUUUGUGUCUCUUGCCAAUGGUGAAGUGAUUGUUUAUCAGAGGGAAGCAGGUAGUUUUUGGGAUCCUCAGAGUUCUCAGACGUUGUGUUUGGGUUCCCCGAGUGGACCGGUCACUAAGAUGGUUCCUGUGGCCGGUAAACUGUGGUGUGGCUGCCAGAACAGAAUCCUCAUCAUUAACACCAGCACUUUAGCUCAGGAGCACUCAUUCCAGGUUGGUCAGGACAGUGGGCGCUGUGUGACCUGUAUGGUCAGUUAUGGUCAGGGUGUCUGGGUGGCUCUUCAGGGCAGUGCUCAGGUGCGCCUGUAUCACUCCACCACCUAUGAGAGCCUCACUGAAGUGGACGUGGCUCCAGCAGUGCACAAGAUGCUGGCAGGCUCUGACGCCAUCAUCCGUCAGCACAAAGCUGCGUGUUUGCGGAUCACAGCUCUGCUGGCCUGUCGGGACGUGUUGUGGAUUGGGACGAGUGCGGGAGUUGUUCUGACCCUGUCCAUCCCCCCUGUGUCAUCCAGUGUGGGGACGGGGUCAGUGAGGACGCCCCUCCUGCCCAUGGGCUCCGCUCACGGACACACCGGACACGUCCGCUUCCUGACCUCCAUAGAGCUCCCCGAGGGAUUCGACGUCAGCUUCCCUUCCCAGACAGAACCAGCUAACUCAACUCAGUCCAGCUCAGAGGUCAGCAGCAGUGUGGGCCUUCAGCGACGAGACUCCGCCCACCGCCGGGCAUCCACUCUCCUCCAGGCCAAGUCCAGCCUGCUGGUCAUCAGCGGAGGGGAUGGAUACGAGGACUUCAGGCUGACCAGCAGCAGCGAGACAGUGGGCCGGGACGACAGCACCAACCACCUGCUGCUGUGGCGUGUCUGAAAUAAGCUCCGCCCAUUGCCAGACUCUAUGUGUGGGAGGCUCCGCCCCUCUACGCCAGCCGCUGGCCGCACACAUGCGCUCUUUAAUCACCUUCCCACCCCCCUCAACCCAGCUGUUCUCCAAACAUCUGCAUCUCAAGGCCUGAAACCUGCUAGCUACGUGCAUGAGCAUUACACAAACUGAAAACAAACAAACAAAAGCAAGGGGUUGUUUUGUUGUUGUUUUUUCAUUCCGUUGUGUUAACGGUUGUUGAGUUAUACUUUCUGUCACUUUGUCCAAUGGUGUAAGAAGUGAACUUUGCUCUGCUUGUGGUGUUUUUUUCCUCGUGGGCUCCUUUUACAUGUAGUGAGAAAAAAAAACGCAGGAUUGAUGUUAAGAAGAAAGAAAGGAUGGUGAAAAGAAGGAAUGACGGAAGGAUAGAGAUAGAAUAACAGAAAAGAAGGAAAGAAAAUACAAGAGAAAAAAAAAAACGAAAGAGCGUCUGAGGACUCGUGGCGAUUUAGCAAAUAAGCCGAGUACCUUAUUUUG
Pygocentrus nattereri (red-bellied piranha) is the source of this 8602-nucleotide messenger RNA. Its product is annotated as rho guanine nucleotide exchange factor 17. NCBI's taxonomy places the organism in Eukaryota, Metazoa, Chordata, Actinopteri, Characiformes, Serrasalmidae. Gene Ontology annotation, molecular function: guanyl-nucleotide exchange factor activity; protein binding. The transcript has 21 exons. Gene Ontology annotation, biological process: actin cytoskeleton organization. The coding region runs from base 563 to 8074 and encodes 2503 amino acids. The record is from RefSeq and is a predicted model, not a curated record.